Balaenoptera acutorostrata (minke whale) is the source of this 335-nucleotide messenger RNA. RefSeq names its product reprimo, TP53 dependent G2 arrest mediator homolog (gene RPRM). Bases 6 to 335 code for a protein of 109 amino acids. Gene Ontology annotation, biological process: regulation of mitotic cell cycle. The record is from RefSeq and is a predicted model, not a curated record. Gene Ontology annotation, cellular component: cytoplasm. NCBI's taxonomy places the organism in Eukaryota, Metazoa, Chordata, Mammalia, Artiodactyla, Balaenopteridae. The transcript has a single exon.
CCGCGAUGAAUCCGGCCCUGGGCAACCAGACCGAUGUGGCCGGCCUGUUCCUAGCCAACAGCAGUGAGGCGCUGGAGCGCGCCGUGCGCUGCUGCACCCAGGCAUCCGUGGUGACCGACGACGGCUUCGCGGAGGGCGGCCCGGACGAGCGUAGCCUGUAUAUCAUGCGCGUGGUGCAGAUCGCCGUCAUGUGCGUGCUCUCGCUCACCGUGGUCUUCGGUAUCUUCUUCCUUGGCUGCAACCUCCUCAUCAAGUCCGAGGGCAUGAUCAACUUCCUAGUGAAGGACCGGAGACCGUCUAAGGAGGUGGAGGCGGUGGUCGUGGGGCCCUACUGA